Molecule: messenger RNA, 2644 nt
Organism: Misgurnus anguillicaudatus (oriental weatherfish)
Lineage: Eukaryota; Metazoa; Chordata; Actinopteri; Cypriniformes; Cobitidae
Gene: efna2a
Product: ephrin-A2a
Biological process (GO): axon guidance; osteoclast differentiation; ephrin receptor signaling pathway
Cellular component (GO): plasma membrane
Molecular function (GO): ephrin receptor binding
Source: RefSeq, a predicted model, not a curated record
UUUGAAGAUACACCGCGCGCUCGUGAUAACUGUCCGACACGCAUCAGAAUUAACGACGAUCCGAUCAAUUAUAAAGAAGUCCGUGAAUUAAACUGCACUUUGCAUUAGAUUAUUAAUUUUUAAACUCAGAUAUAAAAACUGACACAAACAGUAACAAAAGACGGAGAUGUGCAGGGCAGUAUGUGACAAAACUGCCUUUGUUCCUUUAGGACAGAGAGGAGUCGAGUCGAUGUGCGCGUGGCGCUUGUUCUUCUCCACUGUAGCGCGUUAGAAACAACACGAUUCCUGCUGCAUCUACCAGAUAACUCACAGAAAAGGUGGUCAACUAAAAAAACACGAAACUAAAAGGCGUAUGUAACAGAUGUUGUGUUUCAUUGGGCUUGAGGUAACGUUAUCUGGAAGUUGCUGCGUUGUAACGACAAGCAUCACUGUGGGAGUCUCGACACGCGCAUCACGCAUUCAGAUGAUGGACGGGUGUCUGAUGCUGCCAUAGGAAAUCCAGUCAGCUCUCACUUGACUCUACCGUGGACCACAUAGGACGACCCCUGUUCCAGCAAAACAAUUUAUUGCAAUGGAUUUUCCCUAAAAACUUCAGUGUAUAUGAAGUAAGCUUCAGAAAGUGAUGCUGCUCCUGCGGUCGCAAGGAAUGAAAGUCGGUCUGGAUUACGUGCGGUUUUAUAAUGUUGCACAUUUCGCAGGUAGAUUUCACUCGAGCGUACAGUUCUUUGGAAAGUUUCGUCUGAAAUAAACGAUCGUGAAUAUUCGUUUUGUGGUGAAGAAGAGGACCAAUAACUCAAAUGGAGUUGCCCGUGGUGCUUUUUACGCUAUUGUGUUGGGUGUCCGUAUGGUCGGAUGACAGGAUCAUCUCCGAUAGGCAUGCAGUGUACUGGAACAGCUCGAACUCCAGGUUUUGGCAGGGGGAAUAUACGGUAGCCGUGAGCAUCAAUGACUACCUGGACGUGUACUGUCCGUAUUACGAGACCCCACAGCCUCACAGUCGUAUGGAGCGCUACAUCCUUUUCAUGGUUAACCAUGAUGGUUACCUCACCUGUGAGCACCGCAUGAGAGGCUUCAAACGAUGGGAGUGUAACCGGCCCCAGAGCCCAGAGGGACCCCUACGGUUUUCGGAGAAGUUUCAGCUCUUCACCCCUUUCUCACUUGGUUUUGAGUUUCGACCCGGACAUGAAUACUAUUACAUAUCUUCUCCUCAUCCCAACCACGCCGGCAAGCCUUGUUUAAAGUUGAAGGUGUAUGUUAAACCCACAAAUGGUUCGGGCUAUGAAUCUCCAGAGCCUUUCCUUACUGAUCGGAGCCAUCGCUGCAGGGCAGACGGCCCGUGCCUAACCGUUCUGCUGUCCCUGCUGCUAGCCUUACUGCUGGCCCGCGUCUAAAAGCUCCACGGCAACCCGGACUGCCCACCGUUCUCCCUCCAUCCGUACUCCCUCAGGGAAGCCCUCUCAUCCGGCCCACGGGCUAACGCGCAGUCUGAGUCAUGCAUCUCCCUUACCGAUUGAGCCCGGUGCUCCUCGCGGCUAAUCUGAGCAGAGAGACAUUCGGCCGACUCUGGGGCUUUAUGCUUAUGGUACAAAUUAGCAUCUGAUGAGACUUGAACACCUGGAUGUGGAAUGUGACCUUUUAUAUAAGCUGAUUAUGUAAUCAAGGCUUAAUGUGCCAUUUUUUCACCGUUUAGGGUUUCAAUCAAAUAAUUUGGAUAGCUAUAAUGCACCCCUGUAUCAUCUUUCUGUUUACAUUGUUUAAGCCCCAAUGUAGAAAUACCCAGAAAUAAAGGGGUUUAUCCCAAUAACAAGCAACACCAAAGGACUCUCUUCAGGGUGAAGAGAAAGAUAAACCGUGUUUCGUUGUAGCCAGCGGUUAGGGAAUUAGUGGUAGACAUUCACAUGCAUGUGAAACACUGUGAAACCGAUCUCUUGUUACAAUAGUGAUGAUAUAUUUUUAUUAGCGACAAAAUGAAAAUAGGCUCACGGACAUUCUUCUGGUGUACAGGCUCUCAAAUGGUGCGGAUCGGAUCAGCUGUCAGUGUUCACCGCUGGCCUAAAAACUGUGUAUCUGUGCAGUGUGGUCGACUAGAGGAACAAGGACUCUCAAUCUCUUAGAUUAGAUUAUUUGCUUUGGUGCGAAACCAAAAUGCCGCUUAACAAGCAUCGGUUUUCUUUUCAGCUCUGUGGGAUGAACAAGCAAUGACUGUUUCAAAACUGAUCUCCGAUGAUCAGGGAUCAGCCAAUUUUAAAUCACCAGUGUAAUACGACAGCACUAAAGGGUCGGACAAAAAGGAAAUGGAUUUUUUUGUAUUCUAUUUCAUGUUAUUUUUGUAGCAUUUAAAAGCGACAUUAAUUAUUCAUGUGAUAUGAGGAAUGGUUUUAGCGUCUUGAGUGGCGAUACAGCGUGUGAGUCAGCACUCGGGACGUGUUCAGAUGGGCCCACUCGUUCACUCUUACUGUUGUUAUUGUGAUCAUGUCAAACUGUAUUCAGUAUUUAAAACGACAGAAAGCAUUUGUUUCCAUCCGAUUUGAUUGUGUCCUCUUUUUCAUGUGACGUUUUGUACAGACGACAUGUUUUGUCAAACUGAAGAAACAUGCUAAGAACAAAAAUAAAGAGCUUUUGUCUAUAAGACGCAAAGACAAUG